CGGCGGGGAGAGCCGGUGUUGCCGGGGCAGUGCAGUAGAGCCCAGCGCCGCCGGGGCGGCCGCGUCCUGCCCCGACAGGUCAGCUGCCCGUGCUGGGAGGAUGCACUCUUUUGGAAACGAAGAGGAGGUCUCUCUGGAGCAGCUCUUCGGAUGCUUCUGCGAGUGCGUGCGGCAGGGUGACUGGGAGCUUGCGCAGGCCUGUCUGCCCCAGCUGAGCCAGUGGCGUGAGGGUGGCACUGAGAAGGUGGAAGCGAUUCUUCAGGCUCUGGUGGCUUGCCCCGUGGGGGUGAGGUGUGGACAAAGUUCUAGCCCAUGGAGAACUGCAUGGCUUUGGCUUCUUGUGCUGGAAAAAUGGCUUGCCAGCAAUCAGAAAACAGCUCCAGUUUUUCUUCAGAGAGAAACUGAAUUUUUGUUGUUCUUGGAGGAGCUACAGAAAGAUGUCUCUGAGGAAGUCCUGAAGGAACUAUUUGAAGCAUUUGAGUGCACCCAGAACAAGGACAUCCCAGAGAGGAGAAGAAGAGAUGGCUGUUCUCACAGAUUCAGUUCAGAAGUUAUUUCAGCUCUCCGGAAGCUUUUGCUGCAGGCUCCCCAGAGGGCAAAAGCCCUGCUGGAGUUCUUCCAGGAGGAACAAGGCACACAACAUUCCUCUCUACAAAACCUCUUUGUUGAGUUUCUUCUUGACUCCUUGAAAUCUCUGCAGAGGCUUCAGUGCAGUUCUGAAAUUUCAGCAGAACUGGAUCAAAGUGAAUUAGUAGAUGCAAUUUAUGCUGCUCUUAGCAUAGUGACUUUUGACGUGGAGCACCAGGCAGAUGAAGCACGGCACAUAUUCAGGGAGCUCUUGGAUGUAUGCUGGACCAAGGGAAGCCCACUGCAGGAGGAGAAGCUACUAAACUGUAUGCUGAGGAAGCAGAAUCAUGGCCUGCUAAGCCUGUAUAGCAGUGUGCUCAUAGAAAGAACAAGAGAAAAAAUUCUAGUGUCAACAUCCAUGCGAAAAGGUUCAUCUGAGCAGCUGGAUACCGAACGAGCAGUGAUGAGUUUGUUCUCGGAUCCCAAAGACAUUCCUUCUUGGAAGACAGCCUAUUUCUACUGCUUGAGCAGCAGCAAGCACUUUCUGGAACAGAUUCUGGUGACUGCAUUAACUUUACUGAAAAGGGAAGACUACUCAGGCCUGAGCAGCUUAUUGAGGGGAGAAUUCACCCCCCUUAGCCGCCUGUUAGUGUUGCUGGGAUGGACUCACUGUCAAAGCUUGGAAUCAGCAAAAACAUUGCUAUGGACUCUUCACAAAACUCAGGAUCUGUGCAGUGAUUCAAUACUGAAAGAUUUCUGUGACGGGCUGUGGGCUCAGGUGGAAGUUCUUCAAUGGUGCAUACAGCAAAACAGUCUUACUGUCCCAAGGAAGGUUCUUUUGCAACACUUGCACAGGGUAGAUUGCCACACUGCACUGUACUCUCUUCAUCAUCUCACUAAUCUUCUGGCACUGGAUGAAGAUGAUGUUAUUGAGCUUCUUCAGAAAGGUCCUGCUAAAGACCAGCAAACACAGGCUGCGGUGCUCCCUAGCCCCCUGAGUCAGCAGCGCAAUCUGGCCCUCUUCCGAGCAUUUUGUGCCAUGAAGUAUGCAAUCUAUGCUCUCUGUGUCAACUCACAUAAGCAUUCCAAGUGCAAAGAUUGUGUACGUAGCCUUCUUGGAGAUGUCCCUGAAGACACAGCUUUUGGAGAACCAGCAGGUUGCUCUUCAGUGUUUCCUCAGUACCUUGCGAAGUGUCAGCAGUUCCUAAGGAGUGUUCCUGUUCCUCUGCGCCUGGAGGUUUUGGAGAACAUCUUCUCCUUACUUUUUGUUUCCUACAGUGACCUCCAUACUGAGACUCUUCUGCCUGAGGACUAUGCAGAGGAUGAUGAUCUUGACAGAAAGAGCACUACUGUGAGUGUAGAAGGCAGUUCUAGUCGUCGGUCUUCCACCUCAGAGAGUCCACAGCGCCUAAUAGAGGCUGAAAAGAAAUUAGAGAGGCAUCCGCUGCCUGCCCAGACAGUUCACGCAGAUACUCAAGGUCCUCACGACUCAGCACUAGGUGGCAGAACCUGUGAAACCUCUAGGCUGAGCUACCUGGAUCUGAGACAUUUCACCAGUGGCAUUUCUGGGUUUUUAGUGGAUGAUGUGUCCAUGGAUGCCUUCCUCACAUUGCUUCUCAGUCAUCUGGAAGAAAUUCAGAGUGCUCUUCCGUGGGACUCCAGUAACGUGCUUCGUGAAGAGCUGGAGCUUGUCGAGUGCUUGAAUCUUCCUGCAAGCAGAGAUGCCUUUGGAAGUCGUGUGUUACAGUUCUCCAAACACCUUUCUGAAGCUCACUGGCGAUACAAGGUGGUGAUGAGUAACAGAAAUGCAGAACAUCAGCUUGCAGCUUCCAGGAGAUACUGCUCUUCAAUCAGGUCCUCCAGCUUUAAGAAACGAAGUAAAUCUCAAAGGUACAAGACAGAUGAGAAAGAGGGAACUUCCAGUCCAUCACUAGAAAGUACAAGUAGUGAGUUAAGCACCAGUACCUCAGAGGGAAGCACCGGUAAUGGGUCUGGCUUGAGUGAUUUGGAAAGCAGGCUGAGAUCACAUCAGCAAAACUCCCUCAUUCCUUUGAUGCUUUCCCCACCAGAAUCACUGUUAGUUUCGUGUGUUUUGAGAGGAAACUUUGUAGAGGCCCAUCAGGUGGCUUUGAUGUUUAAUCUGGCUACUUCCCCUUGCUACGGUGAACUGGUUUUCAUGGAGCGCUACCAAGAGGCAGUCCGAGAGAUGGCCAGAGUGGAGCACAAUAUUGAGAGUCAAGCAUCAGAUAGCACCGGAGGCAUCAGGAAGUCUGGCAGUGGCCGUUCGACACUGCAAGCUAUUGGAGAUGCAGCAGCUGCUGGUAUGGUAUUUUAUUCCAUCUCGGAUGUUACUGAUAAAUUGCUUGCAACUUCGGGAAGUCUUGCCCCUACUCUUCAAGAAAACUUCUGGAUCAGCAACAUCCAGCUGGAGCGUACUGAUCCUCUGUGGGAAGUCCUUGAGGACCUCAGUCCUUCAGCAAUGGCAGCCUUUGACUUAGCUUGUACUCAGUGCCGUCUUUGGAAGACUUGCAAACAGCUUUUGGAGACAGCAGAAAGGAGACUCUACAGCAGCCUUGAAACUCGGGGCCAACGAGCUGAUGUUGUUUUACUGCACUCUGAUGGUGUAAAAGGUUUCCCAGCGGUUCUCCAGCAAAUAAGUAAAAUACUCAACUACUCCUCUACCUCACAAGGGCAAUCCAAGCCAGAGCUCUCUGAUGAGAAAAUAGGGAGUACUUUUCGAUGCAGCAUUGUAGACCUUCUGCAAGCUUGCUACCCUGCCUUGACUGAAGAAAGUAUUACCAGUGAAAUUGUUUUAUCACACAAUCUGGAUCACGUCUUAAAAGCACUGACACAUGUCGAACGUUCUGUGGAAUCUAAAGGGGGCCUGCUUGGCACCUUGGUCGAGCAGGCAUCCCUCAAACCUGCAGAACUGGAGAAACACCUGGUUUGGAAUCAAACACAGCUCCUGCUUCAAACCAUGCCACAGAGCAACACACAGACAAACUUUGUGAAGGCUUUCUUUGAUUACAUCACUACAUUGGCUGCUGUUGUGUUACGGAGCCUGAACGCAGAGCUAGAUCCAUCUGCAGAAGUGAGAGUGGGGAAUCCUUUCAUACUGCUGCAGCAGAGUCCAUCUCAGCUACUCUCCCAGCUUGUGUUUGAGAGACAAGUUCAUCCUGACAGGCUUUCUUCUCUCUUGGCUAAAGAAGAGCUGAACUUGAAUGUGCAGCAAGUUAUUGUGAACUGUUGCUGUGAACCGCUCUCUCUGUGUAGUGUGAGGCAAACCAGCCAGGCAAAGUCUCUGCUGACAAACAUCAGCAGCUUAGCACACCAGUGUGCCUACCACUGCCUGCCAGAUGUUGAAAUACCUCUUCACAAUUCUGCAGUGACCUCUGAGGCUGUCUCCACUCGGGCCCCAUCUCCUGUGAAUGACUUGAGCCAGCACACGCUCACUGCCUCCUCCCUGGACUUCCUGAAGUCUCAGUCGAAGCUAAUGGCCACAGUGGCAUGUCUAAGUGCAUCUAAUAUACAGAAGGUUCCCAAAUCAAGUUUAUCUUGGAUGGAAUUUCGGGGCAAACGGGAGGUGCCCUUAACUUUGGAACAGAUUUCUAAGGAGUGUGAGACAUUGUUGAAGGAGUUCCCAAUAUUGGAACGAUUUAUUCUUGCUAUGUUUCAGCCACUUCAGAAUCAGCAAGAGGAAGGCAGCAGUUUGGCUGCUGUCUUCUCUGGCAAGACAUACAUAGCUCUGGUUCUCCUAGGACUGCAUUCCACCACAGCUGUUAAGAUAUUAAUGGGAGUCUUUGAACAAGCUCUUGCUGCAAAAGAUUGGGACAGAGGUCUGAAAGUCUUAGAUCUGUACAGUCAGGACAUGGAGGAGCUGAUCAGUGUGAAAGAUGCUGUGCUCAGCUGUGCAGCUGCUGAAGGUAAGGAUGGUUGGCAGUACCUGUUCCAAAUCAAAAAUGCAGCGCUGAGAAGUCAGCUGGCCUUGCACUGCCUGGACAAAUGGCCCCUUGAUGCCUGUUUGGAAAUCCUAGCUUAUUGCAUUUCUGACUUGGGUAUAACUGAUGAACUAAAAGCCAGUCUGCAGAGCAUGAAGAAAGAGCUUCAGAUAUAUCAAAAGAUUUUGACUGUGCAGAGUGAACCUUUGUGGAUUGACUGGCAGGAUCUGAAAAAAGCCUGCACUGAUGACCCCCAAGCCAUCAUGGAUAUCAUUCUGAAAGCAAAGGAUUAUGAGUUGUGUGAGGAAUGGGGACACUUGUAUCCUGUCCCAAGGGAAGACUUGAUCAACCUUCACCGUGAGCACCUUCUUCACUUACUGGAGAUGGGAGACAUGGAAAAAGCAUUGCAGCUUUUACAAAGAAUUGAUGACCCUGGUGUUUGCCUUGCCAUCAGUGAACAGUCCCUUGACCAGCAUCCAAACUUGGCAGCCUCUCACUUCUUGGCUGAUUACCUCACAGCUCACUUCUAUACCAGUCUGACAGCAGCACGCCAUAACGAAAUCCAGGCACUCUAUAUAGGAUCAAAGGUGCUGCUGACUCUGCCUGAGCUCUCCCGUGUUAACUACUUCCACCUCUCCUCCAGGCCACUGCUCAUGCUAGAGCAGCUUCUCAUGAACAUGAAGGUGGACUGGGUAGCUGUUGCCGUGCAGACACUGCACCAGCUUUUAGCUGGACAGGAAAUCGGUUUUACUGUAGAAGACAUUGACUGUUUGCUCUCCAGAUAUGCAGAGAAAGCUCUCAAAUUCCCUUUUGCAUUAAAAGAAAAGAAAUCAGAUUCUCUAAUACGUAUCCAAGAAAGUAUCAAUCAGGUAUUGGAGAGUGAAGUGCUGUCUAAAUCGGGUUCAUCAGACCUAUCUCCUGUCAGCUUUGCUGGUGUCACCAUGUCAUCAAGUCCCAGAGAAAGAAGCCUGCAGCAGAAUUUGUUUCCUCAAGAGUUUGUGCCUCCUGAGAAGCCACCACCCAAGCAACAAUGGAUACCUGAUGACACUGAAACGACAUGCAUGGUUUGCAAAACUGAACGCUUCACUAUGUUUAACAGGCGCCACCACUGCAGGCGCUGCGGCAGGCUGGUGUGCAGCUCUUGUUCCACCAAGAAAAUGGCAGUGGAAGCUUGCAGAGAAAAUCUCUCUCGUGUGUGUGAUCAAUGCUAUAGCUACUACAACAGAGAACAUCUGCCUGGCUUAGUACAAGACACAAGUGUCAGAAAAGAUGAUCAGGCCCAAGUAGAAGAUACCUUUAACAAUGACUAUUCCACAGUUGUGCGAAUACCCAAGGCAACAGAGCUGGAAUGGAUUUUUACCCUGAAUGAAGAGGAGAAUGAAAUUGUACGCAGUGAAUUUUAUUAUGAGCAGGCUCCCAGCUCUUCCUUGUGUAUUGCCAUCCUUAGCCUGCACAGUGACAGCAUAGUAUGUGGCCACCAACUGAUAGAGCACUGCUGCAAGUUGUCCCAAGGGCUCACUAAUCCUGAGGUGGAUGCUGGUCUCCUUAUGGACAUCAUGAAACAACUGCUCUUCAGUGCCAAAAUGAUGUUUGUAAAAGCUGGAAGGAGCCAGGAUCUUGCUCUCUGUGACAGCUACAUAAGUAAAGUCGAUGUGUUGAGUAUUUUGGUUGCUGCUGCCUACCGUCCAAUACCAUCUUUGGAUCAGAUUCUUCUCCCUGCAGCAGUGACAAGAUUAAGAAAUCAGCUUCUGGAAGCAGAGUACUAUCAGCUAGCAAUAGAGGUUUCUACAAAAUCUGGCUUGGAUCCAGGUGGAGCAUGGCACGCCUGGGGCAUGGCCUGCCUUAAAGCUGGGAAUUUAAGUUCAGCAAGAGAGAAGUUUAACCGAUGCUUGAAGCCCCCGAUGGAUCUAAACCAGCUGAACCACGGCUCGCGGCUGGUCCAGGAGGUGAUACAGCACCUGGAGUCCACAGUGAAGCCCAUAGUCAUCGCGGAUGAUGAUUACUUUGCCACAUUGAGGGAACUUGAAGCAACGCUCAGAACAAGAAGUCUGUCUCUGGAGAUGAUGUGUGAGGGGAAGAUACAACACAACAGCUACUAUCAAGAGUGCUUGUUCUAUUUACAUAGUUAUGGCACUAAUCUGGCAAUAAUAAGCUUUUACAUGAGGCAUGACUGCAUGAGGGAGGCACUGCUCCACUUGUUAAACAAGGAAUCCCCAUCAGAAGUGUUCAUUGAAGGCAUCUUCAUUCCAAGCUAUGAAAGUGGAAAAUUGCAUACGUUGGAGAACUUACUGGAAACCAUCGACCCGGGGCUGGAGAGCUGGGGAGCCUACUUGAUUGCAGCCUGCAAAUACUUACAGAGAAAGAACUACUACCAUAUUCUGUAUGAGCUGCAACAGUUCAUGAAGGAUCAUGUUCGUGCUGCCAUGACCUGCAUAAGAUUUUUCACUCAUGGAGCAAAGUCCUACACUGAACUGGGAGGCAAACAGACCUGGCUUCUAAAGAUCAAGGACCAUCUCAAAGUCUAUCUGCAGGAGGUCUCAAGGAGUUCAGGAAGGAAAAAAAUGACAUUCACUUUUCGGAAGAAAAUGUCUGCCACAGAUGUGUCAAGGCACAUCAACACAGUUGAUCUGCAAAUGGAAGUCACAAAGUUCCUGCAUCGGUGCGAGAGCUCCGGAACAACUCCGAUGACAGCAUCCUCCUUGCCCACACUCUUUGGGAACAAUAAUAUGAAAAUGGAUGUUGCUUGCAAGGUCAUGUUGGAAGGCAAAAACAUCGAGGAGGGCUUUGGAAUUGCAUUUAGAGUCCUUCAGGACUUCCAGCUGGAGGCUACAGAAGUGUACAGCAAAGUGGCCAAGCAACUGGUGAAACAGCAGAAGUACAGCGAGAUCCGGCAGCUCCUCAAGUGCGUCAGCGAGUCUGGAGUGGCAGCAAAAAAUGACGGAGAUAACAUUAUCCUGAACUGUCUGCAUGAGUUCAAGAACAUUCCUGCUGAGGAUCUUGAUAAUCUGAUUCAGGAUAUGGACAGUGAUGAAAACAAGAUCCAGGCCUAUGUGAUGUGCAGCAAGUUGCGUUCCGCCUAUCUUGUGUCGGUGAGGCAGGAGAAGAGCAGAGCGGUGCAGCUGGUGCAGCAUGUGCGACAGCUGGCCGAGAGCAGCGGGGAUGACGUCGUGAAGGCCAUCUGUGCCCAGUGGCUCUCAGUGCACCAGCCCAAAACGAGACAUCGGCUUCCCCAGGGCACAAGGAAAUAGCAAGCAAUUGAGCUUCACCAGCAUACAGAAGGGGAAGGCUCCGAGACAGCUUAAAGGCGUGGGGCUCAGCAACCUCUUGGUAAAAUGCAAGUCUCUCGCCUGAUGGUGGUGGCAAAUGGAUGCUACUCAUGUGCCUCUGGUGUAUGGCAAGGAACUAAAUUACAAGUGCCAGUCCUGUAUAUUUACUAACAGUCACUACCUCAGGGUGUUUUUCAG
Molecule: messenger RNA, 7969 nt
Organism: Pogoniulus pusillus (Red-fronted tinkerbird)
Lineage: Eukaryota; Metazoa; Chordata; Aves; Piciformes; Lybiidae
Gene: ZFYVE26
Product: zinc finger FYVE-type containing 26
Exons: 42
Coding region: 101-7753 (2550 amino acids)
Biological process (GO): mitotic cytokinesis; double-strand break repair via homologous recombination; regulation of cytokinesis
Cellular component (GO): centrosome; midbody; lysosomal membrane
Molecular function (GO): metal ion binding; phosphatidylinositol-3-phosphate binding
Source: RefSeq, a predicted model, not a curated record